AUGUCGAUAGCCAAUACCUCCCCAGCACGAGGGGGCUAUGCAACAAAACAUUCGUAUUGUUUUUUAUCUAUCCGUUUCUCCAUCUUCUUCUUCUUCUUCUUCUUCUUCUUCUUCUUCUUCUUCUUCUUCUUCUUCUUUUACUUCUUCUUCUUCUUAUUAUUAUUAUCAUCUACGACUAUGAUCAAUUGCUUUAUUUUUUCAUUCUCUUCCUUUUUCUUUCUUUUCUUCUAUAAAACCUUCGUCGUUUCUUUUGGUCGACUGUUUUCUUUUCUCGUCUUAACUUGUUUCCUCCUCCUCUUCCUUUCUUCUUCUUCUUCUUCUUCUUCUUCUCCUUCUUCUUCUCCUCCUCCUCCUCCUCCUCUUCCUUUCUUCUUCUUCUUCUUCUUCUACUCCUCCUCCUCCUCUUCCUUUCUUCUUCUUUACAACCUUGAUCAUUUCUAUCGUCUUGAAUUGUUUCCUUUCCUUCCUUCUCCUUUUCUUCUUGUUCUUUACAACCUUUAUCUUUACCAUCUCAUUUCUUACGUCUUAAAUUCAUUCCCUCCUCCUCCACCUUUUCUUCUUUACUCUUCCUUCCCCUCCUUUCUCUUUACCUUCUUCAUUAUUACAUCUAGAAUUUCUUUCCCACCCUCAUCUUUACAACCUUCAUCUUUUUCUUACCUAUCUGUUCUUUUACCUAGAAUUGCUUCCUUCCUCCUCCUCCUCCUUCUUCUUCUUCUUCUUCUUUACCGCAUCAUCUUUUUAACUUUACCCUUCCACCUUCUUUCUUUCUCUCUCUCUCUCUCUCUCUUUUCCUUUCUCUUUCUUAAGCCUCUAUUUUCCUUUACCAAGAAUUGCUUCUCUUCUUCUUCUCCCUCGUCGUCUUCUUCUUUACAGCAUCGUCUUUUUAGUUUUCUUCUGUUCCUCUUUUUUUUGCCACCAAUCAGUUACAAUGCAAACUGA
This is a messenger RNA of Acanthosepion pharaonis, 939 nucleotides long. The record is from the annotation of a GenBank genome assembly. Lineage: Eukaryota; Metazoa; Mollusca; Cephalopoda; Sepiida; Sepiidae.